Molecule: messenger RNA, 755 nt
Organism: Durusdinium trenchii
Lineage: Eukaryota; Dinophyceae; Suessiales; Symbiodiniaceae
Source: the annotation of a GenBank genome assembly
UCUGGCUGAAGCCUGGCACACAUCCCCGGGCAUUGCCCGCGUCCGCGCGGUUGCCAUGCUUGCGGGCGGAUAUGUAGCUCCUCCGCUUGCUGAGAAGCUGGAUGCCUGGCACUUCUCCAAUUCAGAAGAUGGUCCGGUGCCCGCCAACGUGGCUGCUGCGCUCGCAGCACAGGCCAUGGGCUUCGCACCUGCAGUUCUGCGAGACGAAGGAAUACCAUUGCGGGAACUUGGGGUGCAUGCAGCGCCCCGUGCUGCUUCUCCAGCGCGCCUUUUGAGCUGGACAGCCCCACCAUUGUCGCCACGGAAGGGGGUAGAGAUGAGACAGGCAAACCCGGUGGCAGAUCAAGAAAAGAGCAGGUCAGAGCGACUUGUCAAUUCUGUGGAGACAGCGGAGAAAGCCAGCUUUCAGGACACAACCCAUGCACUUGUUGCAGAAGGGUCACGGCUUCCACGGCCUAUGGUCCAGGUGGCCAUUCGAUGCCCAAAGGAGAUCUGCUCGUUCACCGAAACAUGAUUUCAAGGGAUCAGGAGGAUAGACUUGUCCGACCACCAACAGCCAACAGUGAUUGCCUGCUGAAAAGACUUGUUCAUCGGGUCAAUGCAACUGAUUCUGCCUUUCCAUUGUUCUUUGCAAAAAAGAACAUCAAUUCAGGCUAGGCCUAGGGUCUAGGGCCUAGGGCGACAGCAGAGCUGUCAGGAUGGACGAACACCAGAAGCGAAGCGACUUGAGGAGCGUGAAAGAAGCUACCAGCGGC